GAACUGAAUAAAAUUAGAGAGGGAGAGUGGUAGAGAGAGGUAGACAGACAUGGGCAGAAAGAGCGAGAGACGUGGAGAGAGAGGUAGAGAGGCAGCAGGAGAGAGAGAGCAGAGCAUCAGUGUUGUUUCUGCUGAGGAUCAGAGAGGAGAGAGGAUCAUCACCGAACAACCAGCGGCUUGUUUUCAGGCCCAGCUGCAGCAUCGCACCAUGACUAAAGAGGAGAACCUGGAGGUGCAGGAGAAGGAGAGGCACGAUCGGGAGGAGCAGGAGGAGGGAAGGGUUCAGAGAGAAGAGGAGGAGGCUCUGACCGAGGAGGAGGAGGAAGAAGAGGAGGAAGAAGACGAAGACGAAGAGGAGGAGUAUGAGCUAGAGGAGGAGAGGGAGGGGGAGGAGAGGGCAGAGGUGGAUGAUGAGGAGGACGACGAUCAGGAGGAGGAGCGGGAGGAAAGAGAGGAGAGGGAGGAGGAGGAGGAGGAUCCGCUGGCCGGUCGAGAGCCUGAGGCUGAGCCAGAACCCGAGCCACAGUCGGUGUCCGAGUACCACAGUCCGGUUCACGAGCCACGCCGCAGAGCCAUGGUGCACCCCUCCGCCCAGGCACCGCUGCCCAAAGACUACGCCUUCACCUUCUUCGACCCAAACGACCCGGCCUGUUUGGAGAUCCUCAUGGAUCCUCGGACCACCAUCCCAGAGCUGUUCGCUAUUGUGCGUCAAUGGGUUCCCCAAGUGCAGCACAAGAUCGACAUCAUUGGCAAUGAGAUCCUGAAGCGUGGCUGCCACGUGAACGACCGCGACGGUUUGACCGACAUGACACUGCUGCACUACAGCUGUAAGGCCGGAGCCCAUGGAGUCGGCGAUCCGGCGGCAGCGCUGCGUCUCACCAGUCAGCUGAUCUCUCUGGGUGCCGACGUGAGUCUGAGGAGCCGCUGGACCAACAUGAACGCCCUGCACUACGCCGCGUACUUCGACGUCCCAGAACUGAUCCGAGUCCUGCUCAAAGCCGCCAAACCCAGAGUGAUGAACUCCACCUGCAGUGAUUUCCACUAUGGUACAGCUCUGCACAUCGCUGCCUCCAACCUUUGUCUUGGUGCAGUGAAAUGUCUGCUGGAGCACGGAGCCAACCCCACUGUCCGGAACGAUAAAGGUCAGGUUCCAGCUGAGGUAGUUCCAGACCCAAUGGACAUGAGCCUGGACAAGGCCGAGGCGGCCAUGGUGGCCAAAGAACUGAAGCAGCUGCUGCUGGAUGCCGUCCCUCUGAGCUGUAACCUUCCCAGAGCCACGCUGCCCAACUACGACAACAUCCCGGGAAACCUGAUGCUGUCCUCACUGGGGCUGAAGCUGGGAGACCGAGUGCUGCUGGACGACAUGAAGACUGGCACUCUGAGGUUUUGUGGUACGACAGAGUUUGCCAGCGGUCAGUGGGUCGGUGUGGAGCUCGAUGAGCCCGAGGGAAAGAACGACGGCAGCGUGGGCGGCGUCCGCUACUUCAUCUGCCCUCCUAAACUAGGGAUUUUUGCCCCGGUGUCAAAGAUUUCCAAGGCUGUGGACCAGACACCUUCAUCUGUCACCUCCACUCCCCGAACCCCCCGCAUGGACCUGGCCUCCCGCCUCGCCGGAAAGACCAAGAAGGAGAAAGAGAAGAAGGAAAAGGAGAAAGAGAAAGCCCAGAGGAAGAAGUCGUCAGUGGCCAGUCUGGACCCAGAGGGACUGAAUGUCGAGGUUGGAGAUCAGGUUCUGGUGGCUGGACAGAAACACGGCAUCGUCCGCUUCUACGGAAAGACCGACUUCGCUCCAGGUUACUGGUUUGGUAUUGAGUUGGAUCAGCCGACAGGAAAACACGACGGCUCUGUGUUUGGUGUCCGUUACUUCAGCUGCCUCCCCAAAUAUGGAGUGUUCGCCCCACCGUCCCGCGUCCAGAGAAUCGGAGGUCCUAAAGACGGCUCACAGAAUGACAGCUCCAUGGUGAAGAAAGUGCACCAGGUCACCAUGUCACAGCCCAAGCGUAACUUCAACACGAUGCGUUCUCCUAAAGACCUGACCUCUGAGAGCUCCAUAUCCAGGUUGCUGUUUUGCUGUUGGUUUCCGUGGAUGCUGCGUGCUGAGAUGCAGUCCUAACCACACCCUCCCUCCUCUUCUUCUUCCUCUACUCCUCCACCAGAUCGAUCUCUCCGCUCUUUCUUCUCUCCAUCUUUUACUUUGGUUUUCCUCUCUGAGUCUCCUCAGACGUAUCGCUGUCAUCAGUCAAACUUAUCGUAGUGAAACCUCCGUCCCUCCUCUCUCUUACUCUCAGCCCAAAACUUUCUAAUUUAGCCGUUCUAUAGCAAAAUCUAUAGUGCCUUGUAUCUGAUCAAAACGUCCUGCAUUCCUUUAAUGAAACUGAAACAGCUCUGCUAAAGCAAUUCCCCUAAAACAAUCUCUUUACCCUUUUACACUUCUUAUCAUCUCAUCGUCCCAGCUUGGUAUUUUUCCAUGUUGUACCUUUAUUCGGGGCAGAAAAACUGCUGUUUGCUUUCUCUGAGGAUAACAAAAACCACAUAACACUAGUUUGUGCUGCUACAUGUUUUUUUGUUUUUGCUGCUACUAGAUUAUGGUCUUGCCAAAUUUAGCAUUGAGUGCCAGAUUAAUUUGUUAUAAAGGUGCAUUUUUUUUUUUUUUUAAACAAAAAUAUUGCUGACACUUUUAGUCAUAGAUUGCAUUUGGCAAACGUAUUCAUACUUGUUAAAUCUAGAAGCAUACUCUGUAUACUCUAAAUGGUCCUGGGAAACAAAUCCUGAAGCGGCGAUGUAACUGAGACUCAUCAUGGAGGCACAAAUCUGAAAAAUCUGAUUUUUCUUGUUCCCUGCGAGGCUCGACACUGUAUCGUAAACUCUGAGAAUUUCAAAGUGUCACGUUUCCAAACACAGAAAUGCGUGAGAUUGAUUUUGCGUAGCUCUUACCCAGAAAAGUUUCGGGUAUCGAGUUGUUUGUUUGUAGUGUUGGACCCUGAUCUGGCUCCUGCUUCCUCACCACUCGCCUGAGACCAAGAACUCUCAUUAACAGCUGCUGCCUCUCUUAUGUAAAUUCAUAGUCAUCUGUUGUGAUGAGACUCUUUCUCUGCUCAGUAUAGCACUGAUCCCAUGGACUAAUUGUGCUUAUAAAACAAUAACCAUGAUUUGAACAUGUUUUGGAGCAGCCUUGAGCCAGAGAGACGGUUUCUCCACUCAGAGAACUACAGUUAUACAUCAGUAACCAUCAGUGUAAAAGAUCCAGUCUCAGCACUGUAACUCCGUAUGAAGAACUUUUAUCACCCGCAUGCUUUAAUCUCAGAUGUCAAACUGAAAACAGGGUUUAUCAGCUACUGACCUUAUUGUAUUUUAUCAUAGUGUUACAGUCAGUUAUAUUUUUUUAUCUGUCAGAUGUAUGCAACAGGCCUGAUUUCACAGUUGGGAUGUGAGAUAACAAAAUGGUUCUUGGUCUCUAUGAAACAUUUCCUGUCACGGGCAGGAGUUGUUGCUCUGUAGUGCAGUGUCUGUGUAGUUAAAUUUGAUGCAACUGCACAUCUUAGUUAUUGUGCAAAUUGCUCUUUAACACAAAGGAAACAGCUGGACUUGUCUUUUUCCUUCACUCCUUUGAAAAACUAAAGACUCAGUUUUAGUCUUGGAUAGAUAAAGUACUGUAGAUAGAUAUUAUAGCAACAAAACGCCUUAGAAUAACACUCAUUAUUAAUCAAUAAUAAUACAAACAUUAGUCCAUCUAGUUAGAGUUAAAUUACACUGUAUUAUAGAAAUCUUAUAAAGAGCUGCAAUCAUAAUCUGUCAUUAACCAAAACUGCUAACAGACCCAAAAUGAUGAUUUCCUUUGAUGCAACUUAAAAUCCAAAAUGUUCAAAUCAAAGUGUUUUCUGCCCCACUAAAUGUUGUGUUGCUGCUUCUUGUUUGCAUCUGAAAACAAGUUUCAUUUAAACCUAAUAUCAGCUUUAAAAUGAGGAGUUAAAUAUCUGUUAAUAAUAAUCACCCGUACAACUGAGUCCCCUCAUCAAACAUUAAUCUCCUCAAUCGAGGUUUUUAAUUUCCUACUGUAGAAAAUUAAACCCUGGCAAAUCUCUCCAGAGAGUUCAUGAUAUUUGUAAAGGUUUUCCUCUAUCUUUCUCUUCCCCUCUUCUCUCAUCCCUCUCUCUCCAUUUAAAUAAGACUUCAGUACUUUUUGUCAAUGUGAGCAUCCGCGAAAAGACAAAACACAAGUUAAUCUAAACUUACGUGUGUGCUUAAUGUUAAAAUCUCUCUUGAAGUAUGUGCAUAAUGAAAACAGCAAUAUGUAAACAGUGUACCUAUCUCUGUGUGGAAAUGGUUCCUGUCUUAAUGUCUCUUUACACUCUGUAAGCACACUAAUACAGAGAGAUGAACACGCUCACACUCUGAAGGCCGAGGCUGCCGGGGGCGAGACGUUUGAAACAGCAAAUGUUCAAAUCAAUCUGUGGAGGUGUGUUUACACGUCAGUGACUGGUGGAUUCAAAAUUUCAAGAACCAGUGGGAUUUUUGUUGUGAUUUUUCACUUUUUCUAUCCACAAAGUGGCCACAGUGGUAAAUCAAAAACAAACCGUAUGUACUUUGUUGUGUAAUUUAACAAGUCAGAUAUUUAAUUUAUGACCACUAUUCAUUGUUGACAUUUAUUCAGACUGAUUAUUAGUCUUCUUUUUUGGAUGAAACAUUUAAAUCUUUGUGAUACAGCUUUCCAGAGGUGUAAAACUGUGAUUUGUAAUCACAAAAAGUGAUUAUUUUACUUGUAAAUCAUUGGUUAUAGAUUCUUUUUGCAUUGCGUUGGCUUUUAUAAUGAUUUAAUUAUCACUUUAUAAUGUUAUGUUUAAUUUACACACUCCACAUAUUUCUGCUGUUUUUUUACAUUCUUUUUAUUCAAGUAUCCACAUCCCUGUGAAAAUAAGACAAUAGCUUGAAGCUUCAAAGUUGGUUAUUGAAUUUUUGAGUCCAUCAGUCUAUGAAGGUUGUGGCUGGUUGUGUCGGUGUGGAUUCCCAGACUUCAGACUGACCGUAAACAAAGAACAGACUGAAUGUUGUUGUUGGUUUACAGAAUAAUUUUCUCAGUUGGUCUUUGUGCUCUGCAGCCUCGGCUAAAGGAAACACUUUGUGGUUGCUCCUGCACACUGCUGUUGAUAACUGUUCUGUUUGUGCCCGUGGAAUCAGCUUCAACAUUAUACUAAUGAUAAUUACAGCGCUCAGUUUAGCUCAAACCAGCUGCAGAGUUUAGUCAGGCCAUGAUUAAACUGAAGCUUUCCAUUUCCACUCAAACUCAAAGCUUAGCUCUGAGUGUUGCUGCUUAAGCAAAAGGUCAGAUAGUGCAUCAUCCAACUCUCAAGGUUUGCUAUGAGUUGUAGGUUGAGUUUUGUGACACACUACUGCUUUGGUAGCCCUUGUGUCAAGGUGUUUUUGGCCUGACAGUCUGUAGUUAACCUGGUUUUGUCAGCUUGUCAAGCUGCAGUGUUUCAGAAUGAAAGCAAAAAGAAAAGAAUUGGUUAAAAAAAAAAAAAAAAGAAAGAGUCAGUUCACAAAUCCAAGAUAAUUUGUUUAAGCAGCUUUCUAGGCAUGGAUAUGUCCUUAAAAAUUACCAAAAUGUCCUGACAUUGAUCAUUUUUGGUCAUGUUUCUAGAGCUUACAAUCUCACAAACACUGUUUGGUGUAAGUACACAGCUAAUUUUGAAUUUAGAAAUCUGACUGAACUUGCAGAAAUCCAGAUCUGCCACAUCAGUCUAAUUGAAGUCAGACUUAAACUUCAUUUUUAGCCACUUUUCUGAGGUAAUCCUGCAUCGACAGUGUAGACUCUGGGUUCUUGAAACUGUCCUGGAAGACAAGCAUGAGAAUCUUGACGUCAUGUUAACACGAUAUGCAGAUGACUCACUGAUUUACCUUCCUGUAUUCAUGCUAUAAGCUACUUUCAUCUGCUAUCCCACCCAAACCCAAACAAAAGAGCCUGAUGAACUGAAGUGAAUCAAUGUGUUAUAGUUUACAUAUGUUUAUAAUUUCACACAGGAAAUGUGUCGCUACAAAUAAGCUACUGCAACACAUGCUGUUCAAUGCUAAAGCUCCACGGAGUCAGAGUCUGCUGAUUCCAUUUUAGGUAAACAUUGACUUUAGUGGACCACAGUGAUGGUGGAAGUUUGUCUUUGUACAGUAAACGUACAGUACAGUCAAUAUGUCCCAGUAAAGCCUCUGUUGGUUUGAACGUAGUGUUCUGACUACUGUGUAAAUGUGGAGCUUUCUCUGGUUUGGCCACUAAGUGUCACUAGUGAGUCACUGGUUAUUCAUCUUACAACAAACAAAAUAUUCCGUAAGCUUUUGUCAUAACAUAUUUUCUAUUUGAGUUGCUCCAUUUAAAGGCCUAAAGUGGUUUAAGGUGUUUUGACUCUUUAACUACAAACUACUGUAUCUUUACUUCACAUUUCUGCUGACUCAUUUCCAAAGCGAUUUCUUCAUUGUUUCUAGGCAGCCUUUGGUUGCUGUUUAUUUAUAAGAAAAUCAGUUUAAAACCUGCUGCAGAAACUUUGCAUCCAAACACCAACAAAUAGUGAAUACAAAUUACAUGAAUUUGGACCUUUGCAUGCAUGAAGAAAGGUUGCUGCACUGCUGCCAAUAUUAAUGUUGUGCUCAAGACAGACUACAGGACUCACUAUCACGGUAUUGCGGCAAGAUGUAUCGAUGCAUUCCCUCAACUCCCCCAAAUUCACAUGAUGUAUUCAUAGGACUACACACCUUUUAAUUUGUAAGUUGCAUCCAUUCCCUCAUGUCCACAUACCUUAACCCAUUAUAACUCAAAUGUAUUCAUAGGUGUGUCAAUCUGCCACAGACAUGGCACCUGAGAUAAAACUGGAAACCACAAUUUCUUGCUUAGAAGAGAUGUCCAGGGUUGAACUAUCUGUUAUGAUAGCAUUGGUAUUGUUGAUAUUCUGGGUGCCAGUGCUUUACAACCUAAUUGUAAUUUAGCUUCAACCAAAAGUUAACCAAAUGUUGACAGUGAUGGAUUAUCUCUCUGCAGUGAGUUUCAGGUCUUUUUAAGUUGAUUUUCAUAGGCAUAAACUGAAACAAAUGGCUGCCUGGAGGGAAUGUGAUCAAUCAAAAAUUGAUGGAUGAUUUGGAAAAUGAUCAGCAGGAAUGGAAAGUAUGUGUGAUUUGUAGUUGAUGGGAUAAAACUUUCAGAACCAGCGGCUGGUCCUUUAAAUCCUCUAUAAUCGAUCGGUGUACGUGUCUGAGAAUAUAAUGUUGAACUCGUUCUCAUAGAAACUAACUCAGCACUGGUUGUUUUAACAUUAAUAAGUCUUAAAAAUAUACAGUAUAUAGCCUAUAUUUUGAUAACUUCACUAAGUGUACUUUUUGUUCUCUGGUUUUGUAGUGCGUGUGUGUUACUUUGUGCUCGGUUACAGUCCAUGUGUGUGAGUCACUCCUGUUUUAAAAGUGCGUGAAUUUGAUGGACGUUAAAGGGGAAACAGGGGAGAACGAGCAUCGGACAUCCUCAUCCUAACAGAUACUCACUGCAUGCUCUCUCUCUCUCUCAGUAACUUUCUCUCUCAGUAUUUUCUGAUUUUGGUUUUUCAAUAUGUGUAUCUUCUUCUCAUCAGCAUGGAAAUGCUUCUAAUAAUAACAGUGACAACUCUAUGAAUAUAAUAAAGAAUUUGAUGUUGUUUUUCUA
This is a messenger RNA of Lates calcarifer (barramundi perch), 7672 nucleotides long. It is a transcript of the gene clip3, whose product is annotated as CAP-GLY domain containing linker protein 3. Lineage: Eukaryota; Metazoa; Chordata; Actinopteri; Centropomidae. Gene Ontology annotation, molecular function: microtubule plus-end binding. The record is from RefSeq and is a predicted model, not a curated record. Gene Ontology annotation, cellular component: microtubule plus-end; nucleus; cytoplasm. Gene Ontology annotation, biological process: cytoplasmic microtubule organization.